AUGGACUAUUAUCACCUUUUGCUGCUGUGGACCUGCAGCCUCCUGCCAGAUCUUCAGCUCUGCUUCAACUUUGACACAAAGAACUACAAGAUCUACUAUGGUUCUAAAGAAACCCAGUUUGGCUACACAGUCCAGCAGCACGAAGCAGGAGGGCGUCAGUGGUUGCUGGUCGGAGCUCCCUUUGAAUCCACCGGGCAGCAGCAGACCGGUGAUGUGUACAGAUGUCCGCUGGAUACCAGAAGGUCUGCAAACUGCAGCCGACUCAACCUGGGGAAACUAUCUCUAGACAAUGUGUCUGAGAGGAAAGACGAGAUGAAGCUGGGAAUGUCGCUGACCUCCAAUCCCAGAGACAACAGCUUUGUGACUUGUGGUCCGCUCUGGUCUCAUGAAUGUGGAAGCUCUCUGUACAGCACGGGAAUCUGCUCCAGAGUCAGCCGCAACUUCAGACUGUCCCACACCCUCGCACCCGCUCUGCAGAGGUGUGAGACGUUCAUGGACAUCGUGAUCGUUCUGGACGGUUCUAACUCCAUCUAUCCUUGGUACGAGGUCCAGGACUUCCUCAUCAACAUCCUGCAAAAGUUCUACAUCGGCCCAGGUCAGACGCAGGUGGGUGUGGUUCAGUACGGAUCCACGGUGGUCCACGAGUUCGGUCUGAGCGACUACCAGACGGUGGAGGAAGUGGUGGACGCCGCCAGGAAAAUCGACCAGCGGGGCGGCGAAGAGACGAGGACAGCGCUGGGCAUCAACGUGGCCCGGUCAGAGGCGUUCAAGCGCGGCAGCCGGCCGGGCGCUCAGAAGGUGAUGAUCGUCAUCACGGAUGGAGAAUCUCAUGACAGUCCAGACCUGCUGCAGGCCGUCCCCGACAGCGAGAAAGACAACAUCACCAUGUACGCCAUCGCUGUUCUCGGUUACUACAACCGGCGAGGAAUCAACCCCGAAGCCUUUCUGAAGGAAAUCAAAUACAUUGCCAGUGACCCAGACGAGAAGCACUUCUUCAACGUGACGGACGAGUCGGCGCUGAAGGACAUCGUGGACGCUCUGGGAGAAAGGAUUUUCACUCUGGAGGGAACCAGCAGUCAGGGUCGAGGGUUCGGCCUGCAGAUGGCUCAGGCCGGCUUCUCCUCACAUUUAGUCAAAGAUGGCAUUCUGCUCGGGGCGGUGGGCGCCUACGACUGGAACGGAGCCGUGUUGAAAGAGACGAAACAUGGGAAAGUCGUUCCACCGAAAUCCUCCUAUAAGGACGAGUUUCCAGAGGAGCUAAAGAACCACGGAGCCUAUCUGGGGUACUCGGUGGGUUCACUGGUUUUAUCUCACGGCGCUCAGCUCUACGUGGCCGGAGCACCGAGGUUCAACCACACCGGCAAAGUCAUCAUCUUCACCCUGAAGAACACCGGAAACCUGACCAUCCUGCAGGCGCUGCUGGGAGAACAGAUCGGGUCUUAUUUCGGCAGUGAGUUGUUAUCGAUGGACGUAGACAGUAACGGUCAAACUGACGUCCUCCUGGUGGCGGCACCCAUGUACUACAGUCAGGGCUGGGAGAGAGGGAAGGUUUACAUCUACAAAGUUACACCAGAGGCAUCCUUGAUCCUGAAUGGGGUGCUUGAGGUUUCCGACCAAUCUCAAAACUCCCGUCUGGGUUCUGCAAUGGCCCAGAUCCCGGACAUGAAUGGAGAUGGAUUCAGGGAGCUGGUGGUCGGAGCACCCCUUGAAGAUGACCACCAGGGGGCGGUGUACGUGUUUUAUGGCCACGGCAAAACCAUCCAACCGCAGUACAGACAGCGUCUGGCUGCAGCUGGAUUUUCUGCAGGUCUGCAGUAUUUCGGUAGAAGUCUUCAUGGAGUUCUGGACGUCAAUGCUGAUGGACUCGUCGAUCUCACCGUGGGAGCGCUGGGAGCUGCUGUGAUUAUCUGGUCUCGAGGUGUGGUACGGAUUCAGGCCAGACUGACCUUUGAACCUGAGAAGGUAAACAUCUUCAACAAGGACUGUUACCGAGGAGGGAAGGAAGUAACCUGCAUGUCCGUGAUCGUCUGCCUGAGUCUGGACUCCAGGACAAACGCCAGGACCAAGACCAGGACGAGUGUCGCCGCUUGGUUCAAUCUGGUGUUGGAUGAUCGGCGUUUUCCUCCUCGAGCCGUUCUGGACGAAUCAGACAGACAGUUGCCUAGGACGAUGAUACUGCCCCCUGAGAGCUGGCGGGGCUGCCAACGCCUCGGCUUCUCCGUCCAGGAGACAACAGAUUACGGCCGUCCCAUCAGUAUUCUCCUGGAGACGGGGUUGCAGAACCCAGACGUGGGGCCGGUGUUGGACCCGGACUGGCCGAACACACUGAGGGCCGAGCUUCCCUUCUGGAACGGCUGUGAGCAGGAAGAUACCUGCGUCCCCGACCUCAGCCUGCACAGUUACACCGACCUCAUGAGUGUCGAGCAGUUCUGCAGCUCCAAAGAGCGAGUCGCUUCGUCCGUCUGCGGCCUGCAGGAGGCGUUGUUGCGUAAAGAGUUUGUGGUGGAGGCCGGGCGGAGGAGGGUUGUUCUGACCGUUCGACUGGAGAACCAAGGAGAGAACGCCUACGGAACCACAAUCCACAUCUCCACCUCCUCCAACCUGAUCUACUCCAGCCUCAUAGUCAAGGACCAAUCAGAUAUUCAGAUCGAGUGCUUCUCUGAGGACCGGCUGGCCAGUCAGAGGAGCUGUAACAUCAGUGCUCCGUUCAUGAAGUCUUUGUCUCAGGUAUUUUUCCGUGUGGAGUUUGAGCUCAGCCGAUCCGUCUUUCUGGAUCACAUGCGGAUCGUCAUCGCAGCGAGCAGUGAGGGUGAUGAUUAUUUCCCAGACGACAACGAGAAUGACAUCACCCUCCCUCUGAAGUACCAGACUGACCUCGUCUUCACCAGAGACCCCAACCCUCCUCGCUUUGAAAUCCGAGCAGACUCCUCUUCGUUCUCUUCUUCCUGGGAACAAGCAGACAGCAGCUCUCCCACCUUCAACCUGACUUAUUAUAUCCAGAACCUGGGCGUGUUCCCCGUGCAGGACGUCCUGUUCAGAGCUGAUAUCUGGGCCGUGAGCAGGAAGGGGAACCAGCUGGUCAACAUUACAGAGUGGAGCAUCGAGCAGCAGGUAGCUGGGUCUCACUGCAUCCUGCCUCAACUCAGAACAACCAAUCAGGUUACAGCUGAAGACCUGUCUCACCUGUCGCAGCUGAACCGCAGUAACAGUGUGAGCAUGCCGGUGCAGUGCAGACUGAAUGUGCCGGCCUCCAGAGAGGUGAAGGUGACGCUCAGAGGAAGCCUUCAGCUCCCCGCUCUGCUCGCUAUAAACUUCAAGUCUCUGGAGUUGCUGACGGCCGCCACCAUCCAGCUGGAAGCAUCCAGUCCCAUGUUCCUGCAGGAGGACAAACCCGUCAGACAGAUAAUCCUGGAGCUGAGGAAAGAUGAGGAUUACACCAUCCCCGUCUGGAUUAUACUGGGAAGCUCACUGGGAGGCCUGCUGCUGCUGGCCUUACUGGUUCUGGCCCUGUGGAAGCUCGGCUUCUUCAACAGACGGAGGAGACAGGAGGAGGAGGAGCAGCCUGUGGCCAAUGGGAAGGCAGCGGAGGAGCUAUAAUGUGCAGGCGACACUGAUGCAGCGUUCGGUCGGUUCUCCUCAACUCGGA
Molecule: messenger RNA, 3646 nt
Organism: Scomber japonicus (chub mackerel)
Lineage: Eukaryota; Metazoa; Chordata; Actinopteri; Scombriformes; Scombridae
Gene: itga11b
Product: integrin, alpha 11b
Exons: 30
Coding region: 1-3597 (1198 amino acids)
Biological process (GO): integrin-mediated signaling pathway; cell adhesion mediated by integrin; cell-matrix adhesion
Cellular component (GO): integrin complex; external side of plasma membrane
Molecular function (GO): integrin binding
Source: RefSeq, a predicted model, not a curated record